UAGUUCGCGUGCGCCAAGAUAUGUGCGGGGGAUCGAACGACAACAAGGGAGUUCGGGACGAGAUUGCAAAAGAUAGGACGUUCGGGAGUUAUUGAUUCCGAAAACCAAACCCCACGAGGCAGCCGCGAGCCCACGUUCCCCCCACCUUCGAUCGCGUGCCUUCCUCCACACACAACCCUAGCCCGCCGGCCACCAACCAUGGAGAUCUCAGCCGCCACGGCCACCGCCGGCUCUUCCCCGCCAGCCAAGCCGGUGCUCCUCCGCCCCCACGCCACCUCUUCCGCUACCACAACCAUCAGCCGCCGCGCCUCCGCCUCGGCCUCGGCCACCGUCCGCCGCCGCGCGCGCACCCGCCGUUCCAAGACCAUCUCCGGCGCGGGCGGCGAUGACGGGGAGGGCCCCUUCGGACCCGGCAGUGGCGGGAGCGGCGGCGGCGGCGGCGGGUGGAACCAUGGUUUCGGGUCCGGAUCUGGUCAAGGCUGGGACUCAUCGGAGCCCGACGUCCCCGCCCCCCGCCGAUCGGCGGCGGAGGUGGCGCUCGGCGUGAUCUACGAGCUCAUGUGCCUCAUCGCGCUCUCCAACUGCACCCAGUUUGCCGUGCGGAGGCUCGCGGGGCUUCUCGCCGCCCGCGUCGCCGCGCUGCGCUUCGUCCCCAGGGUCUGCUGAGGUGGGGAUCCGCUCGGACGGUUCAGUCUCCUAAUGCCCCGUCUCUCUCCUGAUGUAGGAUCUGCUUCCUCUACCCGAAUUCUGCUUGUGUAUAUAUGUACGUGCCUGUGAAUUUAAGGGUUGGGGGGCUAGGAUCCUUGUUCCUUGCUGAUUGCUUCUGGCGAUCCGUGGAAACAAAUUCGUCGAAUUGAAAUGGAAGACCGUAUGAACAAGACCUUCUAUUUUCUUGGACUA
This is a messenger RNA of Triticum aestivum (bread wheat), 900 nucleotides long. Its product is annotated as glycine, alanine and asparagine-rich protein-like. The transcript has a single exon. NCBI's taxonomy places the organism in Eukaryota, Viridiplantae, Streptophyta, Magnoliopsida, Poales, Poaceae. The record is from RefSeq and is a predicted model, not a curated record. Bases 199 to 666 code for a protein of 155 amino acids.